AUGGACGACCGAGAGACUCCUGCUGAGCGCGCCUCACCUCCUCCUACUCCUCCUCCAGCAUCCUCCACUCUGACCGAGGAGCCUCACCAUCUGAACGGAGGGGACAUCAACAGAGAGACCAGUGUCAUCAACAGGAUUCCUGAGACGGAGGCCAUCGGAGCAGAUGUGCCCGUUGUGAUCCCUGGCACUGAAGAAGAUGUCCCCUCGGAGUCACAUUCAUCUGGAUCUCUGCGGAGGUCAAAGAAAGCACAUAGAAAACGCUCUCGCAAAUCCAGCGUCGAUGGCGAGAGCAGGAAACGUCAGAAGAAGACGGAGCUGGGGUUCCCAAAUGCUGGGAACACCUGCUUCAUGAAUGCCACCCUGCAGGGUCUUUACAGCAUCCCAGACUUUUGCAGGGAUGUCAUGAGGCAGGAGGCCCUCUGGGGUCCCGGGACAGACAGCAUCCUGCCGCUGCAGAGGUACAUUGGUGAGCUGUACCGAGCACGGCAGGGUCAGUGGGACUCCAAAGGGAAGAAGAAGCUCCUGCGGUCGGUCAAGAGCAGCUUGGCCGUUUACAACGAGGAGUACAAUUAUGGCUCUCAGCAGGACGCUCAUGAGUUUUUGAUGCUCCUCUUGAUGGGACUGAAGAUGGAGAGCGAGGCCAUGUUCACAACACCAGGAUACACCUGUCCCACUGCACGGUUUGACUUUAAAAUUCAGUGUGUCCGUGCCUGUGCCAGCUGUGGGGACAAAGUGUACCAAGAGGAGGAGCACAACAACCUCUCUCUGGACGUCAGCUCCUCCCUGGAGGACAGCCUCAAACUCUUCUUCGAGCCAUCAGAGCUGGAGUGCACCUGCCAGAAGUGCCUCGGCCACCAGGCCACUGUAACCAGGAGUUUCCUCACUCUGCCCCGCGUGCUGGUGCUUCACAUGAAGCGCUUUAGCUACGACGGGCGACAGAUGAGGAGGCUGGGUGAUGCUGUCACCAUCCCACCUUUGCUGACUCUGGCAACUCCCAACAAAGAAUCCAUCUCAGACACGGGAUCAGAGUUGUCAGAGCACCUAUCGCCUCUCUGGAGUCGUCUCUCAUGUUGGGAAGAGAAUUGACUCCGGUCACUACAUCAGUGACAUUGUGGAAGAGGGAGAAUGGCUCAACCUCAAUGAUGCCAUUAUGACGAAGACGGACGAGGCCACAGUGCUGCAAGAGUGCCAGGGGACAGCAUAUAUCCUCUUUUAUGUCCUCGGGGGAGCAGGGGUGGGGGACCAUGCUGCCCUGUAGGAGCCGCUUGCACCAGCCAGCGAAUAUUUCCUGGUGCAGAGGUUCCUGUUGAAAGCUCCGCACAGCCUCGUCCAUCUUCAUCAACUCAGACAAAGAGAUACUUUCUUCACCACCUCUCUCACUUCUUUCUCUUCUUUUGCUCCCCAGUUACCCCCACUGGGGAGCAAAAGAAGAGAAUAUAGCACCAUCUCUUCCUACUCCUUUUCCUAUGUGUCUCCUACAGCCCUUCCUCCUUUUUCUCCUCUUCCUCUCCCACCAUGUCUUCAUCCUCCACUAACCUUGUUUCUUCUUCCACAGAUUCAGACAGAGGAGACGUCAUCCGAGAGACCAGCACCAUCAACAGGUACAACAGGAUGAAAGCUAAUUAGGGCUGAUUUAGCUCAUUUGCGUGUAUUUAGUUGAUUCAGUGUAUUUAGUGAAUGAAAGUGGUUCCUUCCUGCAUAAUUUGGGAGAUAAAUGACAUUUUUACCACAAACAUUAGACAUCAGU
Myripristis murdjan (pinecone soldierfish) is the source of this 1747-nucleotide messenger RNA. RefSeq names its product ubiquitin carboxyl-terminal hydrolase 37-like. The transcript is spliced from 16 exons. Bases 1 to 1086 code for a protein of 361 amino acids. Gene Ontology annotation, molecular function: cysteine-type deubiquitinase activity. The record is from RefSeq and is a predicted model, not a curated record. NCBI's taxonomy places the organism in Eukaryota, Metazoa, Chordata, Actinopteri, Holocentriformes, Holocentridae. Gene Ontology annotation, cellular component: nucleus; cytosol. Gene Ontology annotation, biological process: protein deubiquitination; G1/S transition of mitotic cell cycle.